Molecule: messenger RNA, 1567 nt
Organism: Nannospalax galili (Upper Galilee mountains blind mole rat)
Lineage: Eukaryota; Metazoa; Chordata; Mammalia; Rodentia; Spalacidae
Gene: Ermn
Product: ermin
Exons: 3
Coding region: 179-1015 (278 amino acids)
Biological process (GO): regulation of cell projection organization; actin filament organization; regulation of cell shape
Cellular component (GO): extracellular exosome; myelin sheath; filopodium
Molecular function (GO): actin filament binding
Source: RefSeq, a predicted model, not a curated record
CUUGGAUACCUUUAGAAAGACUCUUGUUAUUACAUUCUUGUUAUUACAUCUCAGAGUGAAUAAUUUAUGUUUUUAGAAUAGGUUUGGGGACUGAAGGACUCAGGGUGAGAGAUCUUAUCAAAGAUCUGCUUCCUCAAUUUCCCUAUUUCUUUCUCUAAACCGGAUUUCAGUGCACAUCAUGACAGAUGCUCCAGUGACCUUCAGUGGGACUACGUGCAAUGGGGACAGACCACCUGAGAAUGACCAACAACACAACAGUCAAACCAAGGAGGACACAGCUGAUGUAGAUGGGACCCCACCACCCUGCAGCUUUGAACCCAGUCCUAAAGACUUAUCCAUACAAGAUCAGGAAGAAAGUGGAAAAUCUAAAAGGAACGUGCUACCAAAAUGGCCCAUGGAUGAGAAAACUCUCAAUGAAGACCCUGAAGAGAGCCUCCUUGUUGUUCACAAGGCCAUCACAGAUCUUUCUCUCCAAGAAGCAAGUGCUGAGGACAUGGUAUUCAGAGAAGGUCAUCAGUGGAAGAAGAUUCCUCUGAGCAGCAGUUACCAGGAGAUAAGUAGACCAAAAGAAAGGAUUGUGCACCAACCUCUAGAGCAGAGAGAUGAGAACAUGGCUUACCAGGCACCCGAGAUUAAAUGGUUGGGAUUUAAGAAGCCUAGCCAAGGCGAUGUGAUACAUUCUAAACAUGCUGAGGAGCAAGAGGUUUGGAUGGAAGAAAUUGAUGAGGAUGACGUUGAGGAUUGCAAUGAUGAUGAAGACCAAGUUCGAGUAAUAGAAUUUAAGAGAAAAUAUGAAGAUUCUCAAUUGAAAGAGGAAGUCGAUGCAAGUGAGGACUCCCCGCUGAGCAGCCCCAGCUCUCAACCAGUGACACCUGAUGAGCAACCAAUGUUCGGAAAGAAGGGAGAUAUCUCCAGAAAUGCUUAUUCAAGAUACAAUACGAUAUCCUAUCGGAAAAUCAGGAAGGGGAACACCAAGCAAAGAAUCGAUGAGUUUGAGUCAAUGAUGCAUUUAUAAACUAACCGAUGCUGAGAAAUCUCAUGACACUAAAGCAAAGCUAACUCUGUUGUGCUCAGAUGAAUCUUUCUUCUCUUUAUUUGAGUUAUCCGCAUGAAAGAUGUGUAAGCUUACUCUUUUUCACUAUAGAAUAUCAUGGAAAUAACCUUGGAUAAAUUCAUUCUGGUAACAUGACAUCAAAAAAAUUCACUCUUGGGUAUUUGCUUUUAAAGGAAUCACUAAUAUAGUAUUAUGUGGUUAGCAUUAGAGAAAGACCCACUGGUAAGUGUGGCAUGGCUUGGCUUUAAAAGUAGUAGUAAAAAAAGAACUAUUGAAAUGAAUAUAAUAAUUCUUCUGGUGUCUUUCUUCCGUUGGAGCAAUGGGAAGCUUGGGAUUAAACACCUCAUUUAAACAGAGUUUUAUAGAUUCUGGCACUAAAUUAUUUUGCCUUACCAAUUGUCUUAAAAAAUCAUAUGUCCUGUUGCUGGAGAGAUAGCUCGGUGGCUAAGAGCACUGAUUGCUCUUGCAGAAGACCCAGUUUCAGUUCUCAGCACCCACACGGUAGCUAACAAC